AUGAAUUUACCUGAAGAGUGUUGGGAAUCGAUCUUCAAACUCAUCGAUGAAGAUGAUUAUCGUUUCCUGGAAUCUGUUUCACUCGUAUCGACCUCGUUCCUCUCCAUCACCAACUGCGUUCGCUCAACUCUCAUCAUCACCGAUCGCACUGUUCCAUUUCUCCAUCGGUAUCUCCUUCGCUUCCCGAAUCUGAAGCGAAUCAGGUUCUAUGAUAUGCACAAGGACAUCGAUUCGGUUCUUCUCCAGCUCUCACUUUCCGGUUUGGCUUUGGAAUCGCUCGAUCUGUCGGGAAUGCCGUAUUUUCCAGAUUUUGGGAGAUUUGGGAUGGAGAAGAUGAUGAGUAAUGUGAAGGAAUUGAACUGCUCUAGAGCUUCGGAUUUGCAGGAAAGCGAUCUGGAAUCGAUCGGAGUUUGUUUCCCAUCUCUCCAGAAGCUGGAUAUAAGCUAUCCCGACUCUCUCGAGAGCUCCGUCUUUGAUUCUGCGAUUAUCAGUCUUUCCUCAAAUCUCAAGGGACUGUUGAAGAUCGACGUCUCCGGUAACAACCUCAUCACUGAUAAAUCUCUGAUUUCUCUAUCGAAGAACUGUGUCCUCCUGAGAGAAAUCAUCUUCCGUGACUGCGAUUUCAUUUCGUCCCAUUGCAUCGAAUCCGUUCUCCGCAAUUCUCGGAAUCUGGUUUCUAUUGUGAUCACCGGAUUCGGAUGGAAGCCGAGGGAGUCAUUCUCCGACGAUGCCUUCGUAUUCGCUCGUUGUUUGUCUCAGCUUGAUCUCACCGGCUCGUUUCUCUCCGAUGAGCUGAUCCGUUCGAUUGUCGAUGCCAAGUUUCCACUAAAGAAGCUUGUUCUCGCCGAUUGCGUCAGUCUCACUUUUGAUGGGCUCUUGAAUUUGCUGUCGAAAUACCAAACACUGGUUCAUUUGAAUCUUGCAGGAUCAAGCUUCCUCUCUGAUGAGAUGAUAGUGAAAUCGCUGACGUUCCUUAGGCACUUAACCUCUGUGAACCUCAGUUUCUGUGCCAAGUUAACUGGUCUAACGUUCUUCAACAUCAUCGAAGCAUGUGUUUCCAUUAAGAGCAUGAGAAUGGAAGGAACCAACUUCGGAGUGGAAGAAGAUUCCAAGGAACUGGAUAUCAAGUCAGGGAUCAAGACUCUGUACAUAUCUGGAAACCACAACUUGAGCGAUAAGUGUCUCGAGAAGGUAUCACGCCAUUGCCCUUUCGUAGAGACUCUGAUAAUGGAUCAUUGUCCAGGCGUCACGGGAGAUGGGAUUCUUGAAGUUUUGAGGAACUGUGGCGAGCUAACAUCUUUGGAUAUAAGCGGAUGCAGUGGCGUAAGCAGUCUUGGUGUAGUAGACUUCGAGCUUCCAAAGUUGGAGUCUUUACGAGCAUGUGGGACUUCAAUCGACGACGAAACCUUACAUAUGAUGAGCAAAAGAUGUCGAGGGUUGUUGCGUCUUGAUCUGGAUGGAUGUUUGAAUGUGAGGUCAAGAGGUGUGAAGGAAGUUGUGAAGAGCUGCAUACGUUUAAGGGAGAUAAACCUUAAUUGUUGUGAAGUUGAUGGUGGAACUUUCACUUGGAUGGUUUGUGCAAGUCCCUCCCUUAGGAAAAUCGUUCCUCCAUGUGGGUUUUCUCCGACUAGAAAACUCAAGAACUUCUUGCUGCGUCAUGGAUGUGUACUCUACCGAGAUACAUAUGGCAUGCGUUCGAUAGCAUACAAUCCCAAUAGAAGUGGUGGUGACAACUUUGAGUAA
Microthlaspi erraticum is the source of this 1743-nucleotide messenger RNA. NCBI's taxonomy places the organism in Eukaryota, Viridiplantae, Streptophyta, Magnoliopsida, Brassicales, Brassicaceae. The record is from the annotation of a GenBank genome assembly.